Molecule: messenger RNA, 978 nt
Organism: Olea europaea var. sylvestris
Lineage: Eukaryota; Viridiplantae; Streptophyta; Magnoliopsida; Lamiales; Oleaceae
Exons: 1
Coding region: 1-978 (325 amino acids)
Source: RefSeq, a predicted model, not a curated record
AUGACGUCGAAGCAGAGGUGCAGGGUGCUGAAAUUGAUCCCCAUGCUUCUAUGUUCAUUUCUGCUAGGGAUGAAAUUCGACAACGUCAAUAUUCUAAGGAAUGCAAUAGUUCAAUACUCAGUCAAAAAUUCUAGGCAACUGAGAUACGUGAAAAAUAUGAGGAUACAGUUGAGAGUUCAAUGUCAAGAUAUUUGUCCUUGGGUUUUGUAUGCGUACCAACAACCAGACAAGAGCCUUAGAAUUAACACAUUGAUAGAUGAGCACACAUGGACCAUAGUAUGGAAAAAUAAAAGGGUUAAUUUAGGUUUUCUAGUAAAGAAAUACGUAAGAAAAUUUAGGUCUGAUCCCAACGUUCCAAUGAGUAGUUUUAUGGAGACUGUGAAAGAGGACUGCAUGUAUGAGAUUUUAAAACAUCAGUUCUACAGGACAAGAUCGAAAUGUGCAGAAGUUAUUAAUGGGAUUAUAGUUGAGCAGUACAAAAUUUUAUGGGAUUACAGUGAGGAAUUGAAUAGAACAAGUCCAGGCAGUACAGUGGAGAUCGAAGGUUUGAUUCAAACUUUUAAGAGAUUGCACAUCUACUUAAGGGCUUGUAAGGAAGGGUUUAGGGCUGAGUGUAGGCCAGUUGUUGGGUUGGAUGGAUGCUUCGUAAAAUGUGUAGAAGGUAGGCAGUCGUUGGCAGCUGUUGGCAUCGAUGGUGAGAACUGUAUGUUUCUGUUAGCAUGGGCAGUUGUGUAUGUGGAGAACAAAUCAAACUGGCAAUGGUUCAUAGAAUUGUUGGUUCAUGACAUAGGGAUGCACAACCCUCGAGCUUGGAUAUUCAUUUCUGACAAACAAAAGGGUUUGGUGGAUUUCAUAAGUCAAUACUAUGAAGGAACGGAGCAUAGGUGUUGUGCUAGAUAUCUUUAUAGAAAUUUCACCAUGGCACACAAAGGUCUGGCCCUUAAGAACCUAUUUUGGACUACAGCAGUGGCAGAGUGA